This is a messenger RNA of Planococcus citri (citrus mealybug), 1679 nucleotides long. It is a transcript of the gene wds, whose product is annotated as WD repeat-containing protein wds. Gene Ontology annotation, biological process: transcription initiation at RNA polymerase II promoter. Lineage: Eukaryota; Metazoa; Arthropoda; Insecta; Hemiptera; Pseudococcidae. Gene Ontology annotation, molecular function: RNA polymerase II general transcription initiation factor activity; protein binding. Gene Ontology annotation, cellular component: transcription factor TFIID complex. The record is from RefSeq and is a predicted model, not a curated record. The transcript is spliced from 9 exons. The coding region runs from base 306 to 1298 and encodes 330 amino acids.
GAAACCGAAGCGUUGUUGUUGUUGAUACAACAGAAAAAUCGAAAAUUUUGCCGACAAAAAUAAUUUUUGGUGUUGAUAUUAUUGAUAAAUUUAAAAAUCUUGACGUGCUGUAAAUGUGUGAUGUUUGAUGAAUUGAUUCUUCGUAAUCGUAACAGGUGUUCAUGUUAUUAUUAGUUUCGAUUUCAAAAGAGUGACUGACCAUACUUGAAGCAUUCCUCGUAGAUCAUCUUCAAUUUUUACGGAUAGAUCAUGUCGUUGAGUUGAAAAUAGAAUUUGGGUAACCCUUCCCCUAUAAGUUCCACACUAUGGUUCCUCUCGGUACAGCAAACCAGCCCUCAUCUUUACCCGGGACGUCGUCUGGUUCAACAUCUUCAUCAAAAUCUUCUAAACCAAAUUAUUCCCUCAAGUUCACUUUAGCCGGGCAUACGAAAGCUGUUUCAUCGGUUAAAUUUAGUCCAAAUGGAGAAUGGCUCGCCAGUUCAUCUGCGGACAAAUUGAUCAAGAUUUGGGGGGCGUAUGACGGUAAAUUUGAAAAAACCAUAUCUGGUCAUAAAUUAGGAGUCAGCGAUGUCGCCUGGUCUAGUGAUAGUAGAUUGCUUGUAUCGGCAUCGGAUGAUAAAACCUUGAAAAUAUGGGAACUGAGUACGGGAAAAUGUGUCAAAACACUGAAGGGUCAUAGCAACUAUGUCUUUUGUUGUAAUUUUAAUCCACAGUCCAAUAUUAUUGUUUCUGGUUCCUUUGACGAAAGCGUCCGAAUGUGGGAUGUACGAUCAGGAAAAUGUCUGAAAACGUUACCAGCUCAUUCGGAUCCAGUAAGCGCCGUACACUUCAAUCGAGAUGGAUCACUUAUUGUUUCCAGCAGUUAUGAUGGCUUAUGUCGAAUUUGGGAUACUGGAAGCGGACAGUGUUUGAAGACAUUGAUUGACGACGAUAAUCCUCCGGUUUCUUUCGUUAAAUUUUCACCGAACGGGAAAUACAUUCUAGCUGCCACUUUAGAUAGUACGUUGAAAUUAUGGGACUACAGUAAAGGCAAAUGUUUGAAAACUUAUGUUGGACAUAAAAAUGAAAAAUAUUGUAUAUUUGCCAAUUUCUCAGUUACUGGCGGAAAAUGGAUUGUUUCCGGAUCAGAAGAUAAUUAUGUAUACAUCUGGAAUCUACAAACGAAAGAAGUCGUGCAAAAAUUGCAAGGCCAUACAGAUGUGGUAUUAUGCACAUCAUGUCAUCCAACUGAGAAUAUUAUUGCCUCCGCUGCAUUAGAAAAUGACAAAACGAUUAAAUUAUGGAAAAGUGAUACUUGAAGAUAUUACUUGUUGUAACAUGAUAAUGUCAUUUAAAAACGACAAUUUGUGUUGUAACGAUAUUUUUGUUUCGUGGAAAUAUUUUGGACAGUUCUUAAAAAGCAGUGUUCCUUUACGAAAAUAUUUUUCGAAUAUAAAGAGAACAGCUCUCACUUCGCCUUACAUUUCAUUUUUAAAAUGUGUAUGUAUAACAUUUGAAAAUUUUUAUCAUAGCUUUUUUUUAAAAACCAUUGUGAAACGUGUACAUCGCACAUCAUGUGUAACUAUUUUUCGUUUUUAUUUUAAUUUGACCAAGUAAGAAUGAAUCAUGGUGAAUUUUGGAUUAAGUACAUAGAUAUUGUUAUGUUCUCAGUUCAGUAAAUUUUCAUUUUUUAAAAUUUU